AUGAAGUUGGCACAUUAUAUCCCAAUAUUUUUCGUUUUAUUACUACAAUGUGUCUCGGCCAAGCCAGCUAAGACAUAUGUCAUAGGUCCUCAAUACAAAUGGAUGCAAUCAGCUUGUACUACUUUAUUAUCAAGCUAUACAUAUGGUUAUAAUGAUACAUCAGCCCAAGGAAGUAGUAGCAAAAAAGCAAAGUCAAAAUCCCAAACAAAACAAUUAUGUACUUAUCCUCCAUCUUUAGGUUCAAUGGUAUUAUGUUUAGGUGAUGCAUUAGGUGAAGAAUCAAAAGCUUUUGAAAAAAGUUUGAAUUUGUUACAGGAAAGUUGUCUUGGUACAAACAAGAAGAAGAAUAUGACUAUAGAUGAUUUGAAAGAUGCACAUAAGAAUGCUACUGAAUAUGCAUUGGAUCCUCCAACUGAUAAAAAAGCAUUAAAGAAAACUAUUUUUUAUCAACCAGUUAGAGUCCCAACAAAAUCUUUAAAAGAAACCACAAAAUAUUAUAGUUUUUUAUAUUUCAAUUUGGAUAAAUCUUCAAUGCUUGCAGGUAUGACAUAUUGUUAUUUCUUAGUGGUUUUUAUAUUCUUUGGAUCCUCAAAUUUAAUGAAAAGAUUGGGUCUUCAUACAAAAUUUAACAACAAAUUUUUAAAUUUUUAUCGUGCUAAUGUUUCAGUUCCAGCUUUAUUUAAUGGUAAACAUACAGAAGCUCCUGUCAAAUGGAAAAUUUUCUCAACUUUAAUUCCAACAAGAAUGGAAAGUAUUGUGAUUUUUUUGUUAUUAGCUUUGAACAUCUUAUUAUCAACAGUUCAUUACAGUUUUGAAUACUCCAAGUCAACAUGGAUCGAACAGUUCACAGGAAAUGUUGCAGACAGAACUGGUAUUAUGGUAUGUCGAUAA
Hansenula ciferrii is the source of this 891-nucleotide messenger RNA. RefSeq names its product Ferric reductase transmembrane component. Gene Ontology annotation, biological process: copper ion import; iron ion transport; intracellular iron ion homeostasis. The coding region runs from base 1 to 891 and encodes 296 amino acids. Gene Ontology annotation, molecular function: ferric-chelate reductase activity. The record is from RefSeq and is a predicted model, not a curated record. Gene Ontology annotation, cellular component: plasma membrane. The transcript has a single exon. NCBI's taxonomy places the organism in Eukaryota, Fungi, Ascomycota, Saccharomycetes, Phaffomycetales, Wickerhamomycetaceae.